Molecule: messenger RNA, 1398 nt
Organism: Dovyalis caffra
Lineage: Eukaryota; Viridiplantae; Streptophyta; Magnoliopsida; Malpighiales; Salicaceae
Source: the annotation of a GenBank genome assembly
AUGGCAUUGAGUGUUAGUUCUUCUUCUUCGAUCUCUGCUUCUGGGCUUUCACGUUGUAGUCAAGAACUCAAAGCACCCCAAUUUGGUUCUUUUAAGCUGUUAGAUCGGCCGACAACCUUUGUUAAUGUUUCUUCACAAAGACGUUGUGCUGUAAAGCCAGUAAAUGCUGAGCCUAGAAGGAAUGAUUCUAUUGUUCCUCUUGCUACAACUAUUGCUGCUCCAGAGGUUGCAGAGAAAGUAGAGGUGGAGGAAGAUUUUGAGAAUUUGGCUAAGGAUCUUGCAAAUGGUUCUCCUUUGGAAAUUAUGGACAAGGCACUUGAGAAAUUUGGGGAUGAUAUUGCUAUUGCUUUCAGUGGUGCUGAAGAUGUUGCUUUGAUUGAGUAUGCUAAGUUGACCGGGCGACCAUUCAGGGUGUUCAGCCUGGACACUGGGAGGUUGAAUCCAGAAACCUACCAGUUCUUUGACCAAGUUGAGAAGCACUAUGGCAUUCGGAUUGAGUACAUGUUUCCGGAUGCUGUUGAAGUUCAAGCAUUGGUAAGAAACAAGGGUCUAUUUUCUUUCUAUGAGGAUGGGCACCAGGAGUGCUGCCGCAUCAGGAAGGUGAGACCCCUGAGGAGGGCUCUCAAGGGGCUUCGUGCCUGGAUCACUGGCCAAAGAAAGGAUCAAUCUCCAGGAACUAGGUCUGAAAUUCCAGUUGUACAGGUGGACCCAGUUUUUGAGGGAUUGGAUGGCGGGGCUGGAAGCCUGAUCAAGUGGAAUCCAUUGGCAAACGUUGACGGACAAGAUGUGUGGAAGUUCCUUCGAACCAUGGAUGUGCCUGUGAACUUUUUGCAUUCACAGGGAUACAUCUCUAUUGGUUGUGAGCCUUGCACAAGGCCAGUUCUUCCUGGCCAACAUGAGCGAGAAGGAAGGUGGUGGUGGGAGGAUGCCAAAGCUAAGGAAUGUGGUCUUCAUAAAGGAAAUCUGAAACAGGAUAAUGCAGCCCAACUUAAUGGCAAUGGAAACGGGUCUGCCCGGCCAAAUGGGACUGCCACAGUAGCUGAUAUUUUCAACUCUGAGAAUUUGGUUAACUUGAGCAGGCCUGGAAUUGAGAACUUGUUGAGAUUGGAGAACCGAAAGGAACCAUGGCUUGUGGUGCUCUAUGCUCCAUGGUGCCAAUUUUGCCAGGGUAUGGAAGCAUCCUAUGUUGAAUUGGCUGAUAAGUUAGCAGGGAGUGGAGUGAAAGUGGGAAAAUUCAGGGCAGACGGUGAUCAGAAGGAAUUCUCAAAGCAAGAAUUGCAGCUAGGAAGCUUUCCUACAAUCCUUUUCUUCCCUAAACACUCAUCUCGACCUAUCAAGUACCCCUCCGAGAAGAGGGAUGUAGAUUCGUUGAUGACUUUCGUGAAUGCUCUGCGGUAA